AUGAAUUUUUACAGACAACGUUUUUACCAUGUUUUAGCCUUUCGUUUGUGUUGUUGUUUUUUCUCUAAUACUUGGUUUGUUCCUGAUGAGUAUUUUCAGAGUGUUGAGGUUGCUUAUCAUAUAGUCUAUGGAAAAGGACAUUUAUCUUGGGAAUGGUUACCUGAAUGGGCACUUCGUUCUCCUCUUCACCCUUUAAUUUAUGCUUUUCCUUUUUGGUUGUUAAAAUUAUUUUCGCUUGAUUUUGGCUUCAUUAUUAGAUGGAUACCUAAUAUUAUUCAUGCUUUUUUGUUUGCAAUUGCUGAUAUUUGUUUUAUUAAUUGGGCAAAAUCUGUUAUUGGAUUUUCUUUUGAUGCCUUGUAUAUUCUCCUUCCACUAUAUUUUACAAAUUGGUUUAUUGUUUAUUGCUCAACAAGAACUUUAUCAAAUACUUUAGAAUGUUGUUUAAUGCUAAUUGCACUAAAUUUUUACACUAAAAACGAUGCAAAUUAUGUAGAAACGAAGAAAAAUGAUGAUUCUGAAGAAGAAAAUUUGGCAAAAUUUUCAAUUCUAAAAAUUGAUUCUUUUUGUAUUUGUUUAAUUAUUGUGUCAAUAGCUGCAGUUAUAAGGCCAACAACUUGGUUAUUAUGGAUACCUCUUUGUUAUGGCCAUUUUGUUUUUUAUUUAUUGGAAGGACUUGAUGUAAUAAAUCAGGAAAUUGUUACAGAAAGGAUGGAAAAAUAUAUUUUGAGGUUUGUUUUUAAAUAUAAAAUAUUCUUUUCUUUGUAG
Messenger RNA from Meloidogyne enterolobii, 765 nucleotides. The record is from the annotation of a GenBank genome assembly. Lineage: Eukaryota; Metazoa; Nematoda; Chromadorea; Rhabditida; Meloidogynidae.